Salmo salar (Atlantic salmon) is the source of this 6918-nucleotide messenger RNA. RefSeq names its product attractin. Gene Ontology annotation, molecular function: protein binding. Gene Ontology annotation, cellular component: Golgi apparatus. NCBI's taxonomy places the organism in Eukaryota, Metazoa, Chordata, Actinopteri, Salmoniformes, Salmonidae. The record is from RefSeq and is a predicted model, not a curated record.
CAUGGGCUUGCAGGGCCUUUAUAAUGAAGAAUAAACUUCGAAUGCAAUUCAAUCAGAUUCAUCUGUAAUUUGAGUGUACAUGUAUAAAGUUUAAGUAUGCAUUAAAUCAUGUGUUAGAUAAAAAUGAUCAUACAUUUACUGGAACAAAUUGAAUUGGAAUUUUAAACCCUUAAUAAAAUUGAUGUCCUCGUUGCGCAUUUCCGUGUGUGUCUGUAAACGCCCCCUGACGUCACUUCCUGAUGUCAAUAUGCAGCUAUGUUCAUCGGUGGUAUCAUAGCCACUGGAAAAAUGUGAUGCAGGAAUGAGAUUAAAAUCAGGAACAACAAGGAGAUAGGAAGGAGUCGUUCUCAAAUCUCCACGGAACUUGAAAACCAGUGCCGGUCGCAUUCAAAUCCGACCAGAAGUGGACUAGUGGUCCGGACCUGUUUCGAGCAGUAGCCAUCUUUUUGGAGAAUGGACGGAGCGAUACGGCGUCCGGCCUGCAUCCUGAGCCUGACUAGCGGGCUGGUGGAGGUCGGUGGCCGGGCCUCGAUGCUCCAAACACUGCUCAUUUUCUCCGCUUUCGGGCUGCUCCUUGGACUGCCGACUAUCACCGAGGCGAAAGAAUGCGACAAACCGUGUAUGAACGGGCAAUGCAACACGUCUACGGGCCACUGUGUGUGCAGCCCCGGCUGGGUCGGGGACCAAUGCCAACACUGCGGAGGAAGGUUCAGGCUGACGGGUCCCUCAGGGUUCCUGACAGACGGACCAGGGAACUACAAGUACAAGACCAAAUGCACCUGGCUCAUUGAGGGAACGCCCAACAGCAUCCUCAGACUGAGGUUGGACCACUUUGCUACAGAGUGUAGCUGGGACCACCUGUAUGUGUACGAUGGUGACUCUAUCUACACUCCUCUACUGGCUGCCUUCAGUGGGUUGAUAGUUCCUGAGCGCUACGGCAACGAGACGGUUCCGGAGGUGGUUUCACAGUCUGGUUACGCUCUCCUCCACUUCUUCAGCGACGCUGCUUAUAACCUGACCGGCUUCAACAUCUCAUAUAGGGUGAACACGUGCCCUAACAACUGUUCAGGCCGAGGGGAGUGUCGCGUUGGGAACUUAACAGGUGCUGUUUAUUGUGACUGUGAAUCCAAUUGGAAGGGCGAGGCCUGUGAUGUCCCUUACUGCCUGUCAGACUGUGGUUGGCCUGACAGGGGACACUGCCUUCAGGACACAAAGACAUGUCGAUGCCAACCUGGGUGGCAAGGUCCAGGCUGCUCUGUGUCCGUCCCAGCCAACUCCUCGUUCUGGCAGCGGGAGGAGUACCCCGAGCCAGGUCUGGCCAGGGCUUCCCACAAGGCUGUAGUGGACCAGGGGAUCAUGUGGGUCAUCGGGGGUUACGUCUUCAACUCCUCAGACUACCAGAUGAUUACAGCGUAUAACCUCAGCUCCCAUCGCUGGCUGUCUCUCAACCGCUCUGUCAACUCAGUCAUGGGACGAUAUGGACACUCUCUGGCACUACAUGAGGGAAAGAUCUACAUGUACGGUGGGAAGAUAGACUCUACUGGCAACGUGACCAGCCAGCUGUGGGUGUUCCACAUCCAGAACCAGACCUGGGUGUCCCUCUCCGCUGGAGCCCAGGAACAGUGGGCCGUGGUGGGACACUCUGCUCAUGUAGUGCCCCCCCUGCUGGAGGGAGGCAGUCCGGUCAUGCUGGUCCUCUUCGGACACUGCCCUCUAUAUGGAUACAUCAGCCAGGUGCAGCAGUACGACAUCGCUAGGAACACGUGGAGUGCAGUGGUUACGGAUGGAGCCCUGGUACAGGGAGGGUACGGCCACAGCAGUGUGUUUGACCCCUCCUCUCGAGCCAUCUACAUCCACGGAGGGUACAAGGCCUUCAGCGCUAACAAGUACGGACUGUCCGGAGACCUGUACAAGUACGACGUGGACCGCAGCCGAUGGACGGUUCUAAAGGACAGCGGGUUCUUCCGGUACCUCCACACGGCGGUCAUCGUUAGCGGAACCAUGCUGGUGUUUGGAGGGAACACGCACAACGACACGUCCAUGAGCCACGGAGCCAAGUGCUUCUCCUCUGACUUCAUGGCCUAUGACCUGGCAUGUGAUGAGUGGUCAGUGCUGUCCAGACCAGACCUCCACCAUGAUGUCAACCGGUUCGGACACACGGCCGUCUACAGUGACAGUGUGAUGUAUGUGUUUGGGGGGUUCAACAGUCUGUUGUUGAGUGAUGUCCUGAUCUACACGCCAGCCAGCUGCUCCAGCGCUCCCAGCGCUGCCGCCUGUAUAGCGGCCUGGCCGGGGGUUCACUGCGUUUGGAAUGCUAACCUGGGCUCCUGCCUGCCCUGGGACUCGAACCCUGGACCCCUGGAGGAGCACCUGGCCUCCUGUGGAACCAGAACAUAUGUUGACAACGAUCGUUGUGACCAGUACACGGACUGCUACAGCUGCACAUCCAAUACCAACGGCUGCCAGUGGUGUGCUGUUCAGUGUCUCUCCGUGAGCUCAAACUGUACAGCCGUCACGGGGGCCAUCAUGGAGUAUGAUGUCUGUCCUAAAGACAACCCAUCAUAUGUCUGCAACAAGAAGACCAGCUGUAAGAGCUGUGGGGUGGACCAGAACUGCCAGUGGGAACCUCGGAACCAGGAGUGCAUCGCUCUACCAGAGAAUAUUUGUGGUGAGAGUUGGCACCUGGUGGGUAACUCGUGUCUGAAGUUCAUCACAGCAAAGGACUCGUACGACAACGCCAAGCUGACCUGUCGGGGUCACAACGCCGUCCUGGCCUCGUUGACCAAUCAGAAGAAGGUGGACUUCGUCCUUAAAGAGCUGCAGAUCAUGAACGUUCUGUACAAGGCCUUGGUGACGCCGUGGGUGGGGCUGAGGAAGAUCAACGUCUCCUAUUGGUGCUGGGAAGACAUGUCACCCUUCACUAACACCUCCCUCCAGUGGUUGCCGGGGGAACCCAGCGACGCCGGUUUCUGUGGUUACCUAGCAGAACCGGCAUCCAGCGGCCUUAAGGCCCAGACCUGCAUUAACCCUGUAAACGGGAGUCUGUGUGAACGAGCAGCCAAUCACAGUGCCAAGCAGUGUCGGACGGCGUGCUCCAUGCGGGCUACGUGUACUGAGUGUACCAGCAGCAGCUCUGAGUGUAUGUGGUGCAGCAACAUGAAGCAGUGUGUGGACUCGAAUGCAUACGUGGCCUCCUUCCCCUUCGGACAGUGUAUGGAGUGGUACACUAUGAACAGCUGUCCACCUGAGAACUGUUCUGGGUACAGGACGUGUGGCCAGUGUCUGGAGCAGCCUGGCUGUGGCUGGUGUACAGACCCCAGUAAUACUGGGCGUGGCCAGUGCAUUGAGGGAUCCUAUCGUGGGCCGUUCCAGACCGUAGUCCCCGCCCCCUCCACCCUGCCUGGCCCCACCUCUAGUCCUGCCUCCCAGCCGGCUCUCAACAUCAGCAUGUGUCCUUACGACACCGAGUACAACUGGAGCUUUAUACGCUGUCCAGCGUGCCAGUGUAACGGCCACAGUCAGUGUGUGAACCACAGUGUAUGUGAGAAGUGUGAGGACCUGACAACAGGGCUCCACUGUGAGAGCUGCAUCUCUGGUUACUAUGGAGACCCCACCAACGGGGGCAGCUGCCAACCGUGCCAGUGUAAUGGCCAUGCCGGUAUAUGUAACACUAACAACGGGAAGUGUUUCUGCACCACCAAGGGCAUCAAAGGAGACCGCUGUCACCUGUGUGAGGUGGAGAACCGUUACCAAGGAAACCCUCUGAAAGGAACGUGUUACUACACCCUGCUGAUAGACUACCAGUUCACCUUCAGUCUGUCUCAGGAGGACGACCGAUACUACACCUCCAUCAACUUUGUAGCCACGCCAGAGGAGCAGAAUCGUGAUCUGGUUGUUUUCAUCAACGCCUCCAAGAACUUCAACCUCAACAUCACCUGGGCUGCCAGCUUCACAGCAGGUACUCAGACAGGCGAGGAGAUCCCCAUCAUAUCCAGGAGUAACAUCAAGGAGUUUAAAGACAGUUUCUCCAAUGAGAACUUUGACUUCCGCAACAACCCAAACAUCACCUUCUUCGUCUAUGUCAGCAACUUCACCUGGCCCAUCAAGAUACAAAUUGCCUUCUCUCAGCACAGUAACUUCAUGGAUCUGGUGCAGUUCUUCGUCACAUUCUUCAGCUGCUUCCUUUCCCUCCUCCUGGUGGCGGCAGUCGUCUGGAAGAUCAAACAGAGCUGCUGGGCGUCACGGCGACGAGAGCAACUCCUCCGUGAGAUGCAGCAGAUGGCCAGCCGGCCGUUCGCCACCAUCAAUGUUGCCUUGGAAACGGACGAGGAGCCGCCGGACCUAAUUGGUGGAAACGUCAAGACGGUGCCCAAGCCCAUCGCCCUGGAGCCGUGUUUUGGGAACAAGGCUGCUGUCCUCUCCAUCUUCGUCCGUUUACCCAGAGGCACCGGGGGCAUCCCCCCACCCGGUCAGUCUGGGCUAACGGUGGCCUCGGCCCUCGUGGAUGUGUCUCAGCAGAUGUGUCUUGGUUACAAGGAGAAGUCAGGUGGUCUGAGGAACAGGAAGCACGCCUCUGCACAGCCCUCCACCUGUAUCUGACCACGCCCCCCUGCCACGGUCCUGGACCCCACCCCUGCUCCACCCUAACCCCUCCCCCUGCCCCAGAGACUACACCCCCGGACUGGAGGGAGGGAGGGAGGGAGGGAGAGAGAGGUAGGGGGUUUCCUGGGGGGAGCUGCGUACCUGCUGAGAGGAGGAGGGGAGCGGGAUGGGGAUGUUUGAUGGACAGUCACACCCUGCAGCUUCCCAACGGGACACCUGCUGCACCUGGGGAACCACACCUGGCUGACAGACAUGUGGAACUUAAGGGGAGAGAAAGAAAGACAUGUAUUAGUCCUCUACCACCUGAUCAGAGUAAAGGAGAAGCUUGAUCACUGUCUACUGUCUGAUCAACUACCAGUCAUUCUACCUGGUAUGCUGUCUGUCUGUCUGCUAGAGACUGUCUGAUCAACUACCAGUCAUUCUACCAGGUAUACUGUCUGUCUGCUAAACUACCAGUCAUUCUACCUGGUAUGCUGUCUGUCUGUCUGCUAGAGACUGUCUGAUCAACUACCAGUCAUUCUACCAGGUAUACUGUCUGUCUGCUAAACUACCAGUCAUUCUACCUGGUAUGCUGUCUGUCUGCUAAACUACCAGUCAUUCUACCUGGUAUGCUGUCUGUCUGCUAAACUACCAGUCAUUCUACCUGGUAUGCUUUCUACUACCAGAUAGCUAUCACAUUUAGUUUGUUUCUACACCUCACCAGUCAUAUCAGUUAGUCCCCAGCCUGAGUGCCAGUCUGUUUGUCUGUCUUGACAAUGACAGCAAUGGAGUUGGCAAGAGCACAAACAGAUGUGGCACUCAGGCUAGUUAGUCCCCAGCUCUCUGUAUAACAGCCUGUUGUUUACUUUAAUGUAGCUGUAAGCUAGGUGUUGAUAGUAACUGGCUGACUCAUUCAGGGCUAACGUAACAUUAGCGGACUAGUAGGGCUAACGUUAGCAGAAUAGUAGGGCUACCGUUAGCAGAAUAGUAGGGCUACCGUUAGCAGAAUAGUAGGGCUACCGUUAGCAGAAUAGUAGGGCUACCAUUAGCAGAAUAGUAGGGCUAACAUUAGCAGAAUAGUAGGGCUAACGUUAGCAGAAUAGUAGGGCUAACAUUAGCAGAAUAGUAGGGCUAACAUUAGCAGAAUAGUAGGGCUAACGUUAGCAGAAUAGUAGGGCUAACGUUAGCAGAAUAGUAGGGCUACCAUUAGCAGAAUAGUAGGGCUAACAUUAGCAGAAUAGUAGGGCUAACGUUAGCAGAAUAGUAGGGCUAACGUUAGCAGAAUAGUAGGGCUAACGUUAGCAGAAUAGUAGGGCUAACGUUAGCAGAAUAGUAGGGCUACCGUUAGCAGAAUAGUAGGGCUAACGUUAGCAGAAUAGUAGGGCUACCGUUAGCAGAAUAGUAGGGCUACCGUUAGCAGAAUAGUAGGGCUAACGUUAGCAGAAUAGUAGGGCUAACGUUAGCAGAAUAGUAGGGCUAACGUUAGCAGAAUAGUAGGGCUAACGUUAGCAGAAUAGUAGGGCUAACGUUAGCAGAAUAGUAGGGCUAACGUUAGCAGAAUAGUAGGGCUACCGUUAGCAGAAUAGUAGGGCUACCGUUAGCAGAAUAGUAGGGCUAACGUUAGCAGAAUAGUAGGGCUACCAUUAGCAGAAUAGUAGGGCUAACGUUAGCAGAAUAGUAGGGCUAACGUUAGCAGAAUAGUAGGGCUAACGUUAGCAGAAUAGUAGGGCUACCGUUAGCAGAAUAGUAGGGCUAACGUUAGCAGAAUAGUAGGGCUACCGUUAGCAGAAUAGUAGGGCUACCGUUAGCAGAAUAGUAGGGCUAACGUUAGCAGAAUAGUAGGGCUAACGUUAGCAGAAUAGUAGGGCUAACGUUAGCAGAAUAGUAGGGCUAACGUUAGCAGAAUAGUAGGGCUAACGUUAGCAGAAUAGUAGGGCUAACGUUAGCAGAAUAGUAGGGCUAACGUUAGCAGAAUAGUAGGGCUAACGUUAGCAGAAUAGUAGGGCUACCGUUAGCAGAAUAGUAGGGCUACCGUUAACAGAAUAGUAGGGCUACCGUUAGCAGAAUAGUAGGGCUACCGUUAGCAGAAUAGUAGGGCUAACGUUAGCAGAAUAGUAGGGCUAACGUUAGCAGAAUAGUAGGGCUAACGUUAGCAGAAUAGUAGGGCUAACGUUAGCAGAAUAGUAGGGCUAACGUUAGCAGAAUAGUAGGGCUAACGUUAGCAGAAUAGUAGGGCUAACGUUAGCAGAAUAGUAGGGCUAACGUUAGCAGAAUAGUAGGGCUACCGUUAGCAGAACAGUAGGGCUAACGUUAGCAGAACAGUAGGGCUAACGUUAG